AUGACCCUAAUUUUAGUAUCUUUCGGUUCGCCAGGGUCGCUAGGUUUUAGGAUGAUGUUUCUAGAUAAGGACGGUUGUAUAGUGUCGCCGUGGCAUAAUAUCCCCUUAUACGGGAAAAACACGUGGCUGAACUUCGUUUGCACGACUCCGCGAGGGACGUGGGCGAAACACGAUUUCGCGCCGGAAGAAUACACGCCGUUACGAGUUACUCCGAGUUCGCGAAACGGCGAACCGUCGCAUUUUGCUCGCGACGCGCCAUGGCACAUCGGCGCGCUCCCGCAGACGUGGCAGGAUCCCGAGGAGGGAGAGGUCGAAUUUGGCGAUGUUUCGGGAUGCGGAACGGCGGUGGAAGUUUUGGAUCUGUCGCGUCAGCCCGCGAAACUCGGGCAGGUGCAUACGGUGAAGCCGAUUGGUGCGAUUCCGGUGGUGCGGGAGGAAGGUUUGGCGUGGGUGGUGGUUGCGAUUGGUGGAGGGGAUCCCGUGGCGAAUUUGCUGAACAAUUUGGAUGAGCUGCCCGAGUUCAUGCCGGGCAGGCUGGAAGAAAUCUACGCGUGGCUGGCCGUGUGUGACGCUACAAGUGCAGUUUCCCCCCGACUGCUCCCCCUACCAGCUUCCCCUCUCCAUUCCUCUACCCACCUGCUCCCCCUCCCCCUCCCCUUCCUCCCUCCACGCCUCCCCUUUGCCCCCACAGCGGACAAGCCAUCAUUCCUACCGCGAAUGCGGGUGGCGGAGCAGGGGGCGGGUAGGGCGCUGGGGGUGGUGGCGCAGGCGAACGCGGCGUGGCAGCUUUUCCUGCACGCGCAUGUGCAGCCGGACCCCUGGCUACCGGAGUUCGACGUUUUCGCCACAAACAUACUUCAGGCAUGCUGGCGAAAAUACACAGACGAUCACAGCCGUACAAUCCUCCCUGUCUCGUCUGACGGCCGUCCGAUUGCCAUCAGCAGCGCCGUAGCAGCAGCAGAGAGGGAGGCUAGGGCUAUCGCGACACCAAGAUCCGGCUCAGCUUUCAAAUCGCCCAAGCAUAGAGCCGCACCCCCUGCUGGUGGUGUUGGUCGCACUGUCAGCCUUGGUGUUACUGGGAAUGGCACUGGUGAUGACACGGGGAAUGGCAGUGGGGAUGGUACUUCUGGGUAUGGGGCUGCUACAGUCACACCUGUUGCGGCCGCUGUCCCUUCUGUGGGUGGUAGUGGUGGCAUGGGAUGGCACAAUGGUUUUGGUUCCCACGACCCUGCACAGGCACGCUAUUUUCCCCAGCAGCGGCAGGACCACGGGCAGAUUUCUGGGCGGAAUCGCGGGCAGAAUCACGGGCAGCGUAGUGCUGACAUUGGUGCUGCUACAGCAGCUUUUGGAGCCACUAGCGGAUUGUCUACUAACGAGUCUGUUCGUAACGAAUCAACUGUUAUUGAGUCGGCUAUAAGGGAGGGAUGGCAAGCGCCAGGUGUCGUGCAGCGAUUGGAGCGGAAGGUGUCGGAACAGCGGUGGGCUGAUUUUCUGUCUUCGGAAGGAGUCAGCACUGGUGUCAGCACUGGUGUCAGCACUGGUGUCAGCACUGGUGUCAGCACUGGUGUGAGCAGCACGACCAGCAGCAGCACCAUGCGGCUAGUGGCUGCGAAAGCUGCUGCUCGGGUGAACCGGCGGUGGAAUUCAGUGGCUGUGGAAAGACAGCCGUUCAGAGAGCAAACGGCUUUUGAGGCCCCUCAAAACUCAGUGACAGUGGAACGUCGGCCGUCUCGAGAGCAAGCGGAGGGCAUUGUUGGUAGUACUGCUGCUGCUGCUGCUGCUGGUGGUGGUGCUGCUGCUGCUGCUGCUGGGGGUGGGGGUGGUGCUGCUGCUGCUGUCGCCAUCGGUCCUUCUGUUGGUUUCCUGCCAAGGGAUAUUUCUUAUGAAAGCAGCUUUUUGUCGCAGGGGAACGAGGUGAGCGACUUUUGA
Closterium sp. Yama58-4 is the source of this 1929-nucleotide messenger RNA. NCBI's taxonomy places the organism in Eukaryota, Viridiplantae, Streptophyta, Zygnematophyceae, Desmidiales, Closteriaceae. The record is from the annotation of a GenBank genome assembly.